Leptinotarsa decemlineata (Colorado potato beetle) is the source of this 1259-nucleotide messenger RNA. Its product is annotated as neural cell adhesion molecule 2. NCBI's taxonomy places the organism in Eukaryota, Metazoa, Arthropoda, Insecta, Coleoptera, Chrysomelidae. Gene Ontology annotation, molecular function: protein binding. The record is from RefSeq and is a predicted model, not a curated record. Gene Ontology annotation, cellular component: neuron projection; plasma membrane. Gene Ontology annotation, biological process: homophilic cell-cell adhesion.
GUUUAUAUGACGGAAAGAGCAACAGGAACUUAUCAGUGCAGCGCAUCCAAUCCACACGGUGAACUGAUAACGAUAUUCAAUUUAUUGAUUGGGAAGAGACCAGAACCACCUCUGAAAGUAGAAUUGAGGAAUUACACAAAGGACUCACUUACUCUGAGCAUAGAACUUCCAGUGGUGAUUCCAGAAGACAUCGAGGAAGGAAUGGAACCAAAAUGGUUGGUGGUGCAGUAUAGAAAAAACGGAUCUGAAGAGUGGAAUUCCAGAGAAUUCAAUAUUUCUCAAGAUUAUGCAACAGAAGAACCUGAGGAUUUACUUACAACGGAGGAAACUUUAUAUGAGUUGGAAGAAAUCCUAUACCUUUCCGACCUGGAGAAGAGCACAACAUACGAAGUGAUUGCAGCUACGAGAAACGUUGCCAGUAUGAGCGACUACACGAAUUCCAGCUAUUUCGAAACCUCCGAAUCGGCUAAAGUUCGAACAAACUCAGUUCUAAAUGUGAUUCUCGUAAAUUUAUUAAUUCUGUUUGUGUCCACGCCAGCUUAAAAAUGUCUGUGAAAUGUUUAGGUAGAAUAUGAAAUUAUACCUCAUAACCUGCGGUUCAUGUUCGGUGUAACUGUGGGGGAGAGCAAAUAUAAUAUAUUUUCAGGGUGUCACGCACAGCAUCAGGGUUGAUUUAUCUUGAUAGUCAAUGGGGUGGAUUUGUUCUGAGAGUGAAGGGUUGUUAUUUUUCCGAUAAUAUAAUCAAUUGGUAUUGUUGCACUAUGACGACUUGAAUUAUUUUGAAAAAUGAUAACAAUGAACAGUAGCAACAAUAAUAAAAUUCGUGAUAUUUGGGUUUGGUUGGUUGAAAUAUUUUGUCGACUGACAUUCAUAAGUAUUCAAUGAUUAUGAAAAUGGGAAUGGGAAAAUGUUGGAGUCAAUAGUUCACUACUAUCUUUCGAUAAAAUCAAUCCGGUACAUGGCUUUGAUUCACUGAAAACACAAAAUAUGGUAUCACAGUCACAUAAGAGCAAAUUAGGUGAGAAUUUUUUUUCCAUGAUGGAAUUUUCCUAACUAUAUCUGAAAUUGAAUUGCACGAAUUUCAAAACACAACAAAAAUAUAUUUUGGAAUAGAUUGACAAUAUUGUACUUUCAAAUAUUUCUGGUAUCUGGUAUUUGUAGAAUAGGGAGGGUUAGUGUCGAGUCCCAGCACUUAGGCCACAUGUGACCCAUUGUACAUCCUCCCGAGGAGUUGUCCUCCUAGGUCAUCGUCCAUCCUG